Xiphophorus hellerii (green swordtail) is the source of this 2613-nucleotide messenger RNA. RefSeq names its product F-box only protein 39. The transcript is spliced from 6 exons. The coding region runs from base 590 to 2020 and encodes 476 amino acids. The record is from RefSeq and is a predicted model, not a curated record. Gene Ontology annotation, molecular function: protein binding. Lineage: Eukaryota; Metazoa; Chordata; Actinopteri; Cyprinodontiformes; Poeciliidae.
GAAAGACAUUGUUGAAAAUGUCUGACAUUUUCAACAAUGUCAGGUAACAUAGAUUAAAAGGAAAAAUAUGAAAUAUUCUCACAUUGCAAUGUCCACACAGAUUUUUUUUAGUUAAGCUCUAAAUAACUUUGAGAAACUAAUAUACUCUGUGAUUAAAUGUGGUCAGGUUUGAGACUGAAAAUUCAAAUUUAUUGGGGAGAUUUGAGACUUCCUAUUAUAUCGAACUUCAAUGGUUAGACCAAUGUCGUAGCUGUUUAAGUGAAACAAAGUAACCAAUUGAACCUUGUAUAAAGCAUGUUUUAGAAUACAGUUGCGUUAAUUCAACUGUUUGAAUUAAUACAAUUGAAUGUGGAACUGAUAUUAGAACUGGGUCCUUGUGAUGUAACGGAACCAGAGGGUUCUACAGACAGUACUUCACUAAGUUGCAUGUUCUGUCAGUUGGGGCUCAUUCAGGCUUUAUCUCACAGUUUCUGAGUGUCAGGAUUUCUCUUUAAUGUUUACCGUCAGCUGGAUUAGCACAUGAACCCUUAUCUACUAGCUGCUACUGUGACACAACAGGCUGUUUUAAAUCUUCAAAUCCAGAUAAACCAUGGAGGAGUGCGAAGACAGACUAUGGGAGGACGAUUGUACUUCCUCUGACGACUGGGGGGAAGAGACCAUGCAUUUAGACAACCGUGACACUGAGGAGAUAGGUGAGUGGGAGAUGCUUCCUGAUGUCUGCUUGCUACACAUCUUCAAAUAUCUCUCUGAUGGUGAUCGCAGCAGGGCAUCUCUGGUUUGUCAUCACUGGCACAAAAUCAUGCGUCUGCCCUGUCUCUGGCGCUGGCGCUCCUUUCACCUCAGUGGCCGUCUCUCUAAAUACAAGCAGUCCGAACACUUAUCGGCAGUGGGCUAUGCUGACAAUCUGGGAGUCUUCUUGGAAAGCUUGGAGGUGACCGUGUGUCCUCCAAGAUCUGUUGUGUUGGCCCAGCGUCUGCAUAACACCAUCUGUGGGCUGUUGAAUACACUGGUCAGAGUUCAAGCCCCAUUAAAGACCCUCUCCAUCAUACGGCUGGAGCUGGACCGUUCCUCCUGGGGUCAGGGCCUCAGAAAUACUGUAGUCAACAAACUCAUUUAUUUCCUCUUAGAAGGUCCCUCAAGACUUAAAAACAUUUGCCUGAUCAGGAUACGGACAGAGACCCAGCAGGGUCUGGAGCUGCUUUCUGCAAUAGUACAAAAUCAAAGAAGCCUCUCUCCCCUCUGUGGCCUUUCUUCUUUGGAUCUAAGAGGUUUCUUUUCUGUCACUGUGCCCAAUCACCUUAAUCGCAAUAUACCUCAAAUGCUGCAAAAGUUGCAAGGCCUCACCCACUUGGCUCUUAGCUACUCCUGGUUGUCAGAUGAACUGCUGCUGGCUCUCAGUGAAAGUAUCAGAGCGAGAAGGGUAAACUAUGGCAGAGAUGGUAACUUCCUGGAAAACCUUUCACUGUACUGCACUCAGAAUGAGCCACAUCAACAGGUGGUGUAUGGUUACUCAUGGGCCACUUUGGUGUCCAGCUGCCCAGAUCUAAAAGUCAGACUCACAGUCGAACAAGUCGUUGACACACAGCAGCUGGCGAGGAUCCUGCUGCCUGAGAUUCCACUCGUGGAGUACAACAUGACUGCAUUUUAUUCAACAGACGAGAUCUGCAGCGCCAAGCCUCUGCUCCAAACCAUGCUGCCCUGGUACAGACACAGCCUGCAGAAUCUAACACUGGACCUGAGCAACUGCAGCGAGUCACUCGAUGAUGAGCUGCUGGAGUUGGUCAAUGUGUGUGAGAGCCUCGUAGAUUUGAGAGUCUGGGCUUUCUUGGAGAUCUCCACUGUGGGUCGGCUGCUGCACAUCCGGAUGACUAAAAGGAUGUCACUCAACAAGAUCAAAGUGCGAAUCUACACAACGGUAGAGAACAUAGAGGAGCAGGAAGAUCAGCUAAUGGAAAUACUAUCUCCCUUUUGUUAUCCUCCUGAGCUACAGUUCCUGGCAGUCAUUUGCCCCUAUAUAUGACACCUUCAAGUGUGCCUUAACACCAAACGAGCACAACCAAAAUAAAGUGAAUGAAGCAUAAAAGGCAUCUAUUUCUUCAUUUAACCACCCAAAUGAUAAACAUCUUGUCAGGGUGAUGUGGGUGUGUUUAUGUUUUUCUCCAGGAGACUGGGUGAGCUGGGGUUGUGUAUAGAAACUCUGACCUACUUUCACUGUAAAGGGGGAGCAAGCAAUGUUGUGCCUGUGUUUGCAUGGGGAGAGCACUAUUUAAAGUAACAGAGGUUAAGGGCCAAUAGAAAUAAACUCUUGUUCGGAGGAUUCACGCGAGACUAGAAAGAGCGUGAGCCUUCUUUGUGUCUUUAAUCCUCUUCAUUUGAUUUUGGUCUAUUAUGAAUAGAGUCUUUAAAGGCUGUAUUAGAUUUAAGCUCUUAAGUACGACACCUUAUAAUCCUUACACACUCUCCACUGAUUGCUUUGCUAAUUCCUUCAUGACUGAAUACCUUUUUGGUCUUCUGUUUUGAAUAAUUACCCACCAUUUUAAAUGAUAAUGACAUGUUUCAACAAAAAAACAUGUCAAUGCGUCCUCAUUUGCUGAGUAUAAGGUCACACACACA